This is a messenger RNA of Ceratina calcarata, 1089 nucleotides long. Its product is annotated as neuropeptide-like 3. The record is from RefSeq and is a predicted model, not a curated record. Lineage: Eukaryota; Metazoa; Arthropoda; Insecta; Hymenoptera; Apidae. The coding region runs from base 657 to 914 and encodes 85 amino acids. The transcript is spliced from 2 exons.
CGUGCCUCGCGUCUCGAUUCUCGGAAAUGUCUAAUUUAAUUCUCAAAUGUCAUCUCGACAUUUUUAUCGGAAGUUCAAGCCGUCAUCUACGGACGAACUUUUCCCACGGACGUCGGGCGAUUAUUUUUCGAAGACUCUUCGUGUACGGAGCCGUUGUCGAGCUAUCAUUCCUGAAACGUCGAACCGGGCAAGGAUAACUCGACUAGCGGAAAACCAGUUUGCUGUUCGCGGUGGAAAAAAGUUGCACGGGCGCUCGAAAAAGGAGGAAACCGUGUUUAUUGUCGGGACACGCCUGAUCCCAUGCGAGCCCGCAACCUUGAACAAAUCCACGAUUCGUUGGACGGCACACGGGAAAACCUUUCCUGGGAGCCGCAAAGGGAGAAGUCGAUUGGUCGGCCGUUCGGAAAAAAUAUCUACGUACAGCAACAAGAAGGAAGCGAGCGAUCUGCUUCGGGUGCCGGCUGUUGCCCUUCGUAGAACAUCGUGCGGACGGGUAAAAGGAACAAGACGUGGACGAGCGCAAAAAGGUAGGGGGAUGCAGAAAGAUGAGAAUCCUCGUCGCGGUUUCCCCUAUAUAAGAGCUGAUUCCUCGGGAUUUCAAGUAUAAUCGUCUCAGCUUGUACUUACGGUGUUGUACACGUACCCUCCAAGUAACCAUGUUCAAGACGCUGUUGUUCGCUGGAUUGAUGGCGGUCGCAUUGGCUGCACCAUCCCCGGUCCCGGCCCCGGCUCCGGCACCAGCCCCGGCACCCUCACCGAUCGGCUCCGCCGCUUUGAUCACUGGCCCGCUGUCCGCCGCACCGUUAACGCCGAUACUCCAGAACAUCGGUGCGCCCCUUCUCUAUUCGGCGCCUUAUCCCUACGUCAACUACGCCUCCUCGUCCCCGUACAUCUACAAGAACUAUAUCUUCUAAGAAGUAAGAGGACGCAUCAUCGAACCAAUCGACCACCGAUCGCUCAUUCUAUCAUCCCACGGAAAAUUCAGUAAACGCAUCUCUACACCUUCAGUGAAGUACUGUGCUUCGAUUCUCCGCCAAUAUGUUCUUUACUUUUAGACCCGGCAUCAAAUAAAACCAUUUAAACGCAAAA